ACCACCAACUGCACAGACCCAUCAUCGCCAUCACCAUCUUCUUCGUCGUCAUCAUCUUCGUAAAAUUCCGAAGAAUUAUCGUCUUAUCCCAAAACUGGAUGAAAUUCCGAAGAUUAGACUUGUAAAAUUCCGAAGAGUUGUGGGAGUAAGGUUGAGAAAUUCAGAGCUGGGUGUGUUGUUGUUGUUUUGCUGAGAGCAAAACUCGUCAAGUCUCCAAACCCUUGUCUUGCUUUGUUCUUUCACUACCACACCCUUUUCUUUUCUUUCCCUCUCUCUCUCUCUCUCUCUCUCUCUCUCUCUAAAUUUCUAAACACACGCAGACCGUAUAGUCUCUCUCUACAGAGAGAUAUAUAAUAAAAUCCACUCCCAACUAAUAUUCAUGCACAUAUCUAUCAAGCCCACCACCACCAAAACCAAGAAUCCAGCUAUCAUUAUUUUGUUCACAUUUGUUACAAACACUUAAAGUCGGAAAUAUUUUGGAAUUCGAAGGUCUCUCAUUCUCAUUCUCCCUUUCGCUUCUGAACUCUGAGAGAGAGAUCCCAGAAAAGUUCAUCGAGAUGUCAAGAGCUUCGUCGGUUGGAUCUCAAUCUCAAUCAAUCACUGACAGCAGUUUCUCUCGCACCUUCAAGUACUUGCUUGCUACGCAAUUCUUGUCAAGGGGAAUUCCAUUUAUAUUCAAUGCGUGGAUCGUCAGGCACCUUUCAGUUGAGGACUUUGCGCUCUAUGGAGUACAAUUUCCUCUUUUUGUCACCUGUGUACUGUUUCUCAGUCGUGAGGGAGUUCGGCGAGCAUGCCUUCGGGCAGACAUGAAAAGUGAUGGUACUUCAACAGAAGAAAAUAUAGCAAAGAUAAUGACAUUUGCCUGGUUAAUUCCCCCAUGUGGAAUUCUUCUUACUGUUGCAGCAUGCGGUGUUGUCUUCUGGAAUAAAGGCUUAAGCUUUUCUGAUCCAUAUGGGCAAGCAAUCUUGAUUAAUGGCUCUGCAUGUAUUUUUGAACUACUGGCAGAGCCCUUGUAUAUCCUUUCUCAGAACUUGCUUCUGCUUAAACUAAGGCUAGUAGUUGAGACAGUUGCUACUCUUUCCCGCUGCAUAACAAUGUUCAUUCUCAUUGUCAAGCAAACUGACAUGGAUAAAGCGAUUGUAUUUUCAUUGUCACAAACUGCAUAUGGAGUGUGCUUGUUCCUAGGUUAUUGGGUCUAUUUUCUUCUUUUUGGUACAUGUAGAAGUUCUGCUAUUUUUCCAUUCAGAGUAAAGAAUAAGAAGCAUUAUGAUGGGCAGCUGUCUGACAUGUGUAAGUUGUUUACACUUCAAUCCUUCAUGAAGUUGAUCCUUCAAGAAGGACAAAGUCUUGUCCUUUUAUGGUGGGCGACAUAUUAUAACCAAGCCGUAUAUGGACUUGUGGACAAAUUAGGGAGCCUAGUGGUGAGGCUGGUGUUUCUUCCUUUUGAAGAAAGUUCCUAUGCUACAUUUGCAAGGUCUGCAUCAGGAAAAGACCCAAAUAAAGACAGGAGGCUAGGAAGUAGCCUUACAGAGGCCCUUAAACUGGUUUUGUUAAUAGGUCUUGUAUUUAUGGCGUUUGGUCCAAGUUAUGCUUAUUCUCUCAUCAGAUUGUUGUACGGACAGAAAUGGAGUGAUGGGGAGGCAUCAACAGCCCUUCGAUAUUAUUGCAUUUAUAUAAUUGUUCUGGCUAUGAAUGGAACAUCUGAAUCAUUUCUACAUGCCGUUGCAAAAGAGAAGCAACUAGUACGGUCAAACCUUUCAACGUUUAUGUUCGCAAUAAUACAUGUAGUACUGAAUAUCCUGCUGAUCAACUCAGCUGGUGCAGUUGGCUUAAUUUUGGCAAACUCAAUAAAUAUGAUCCUGAGAAUAGCGUACUCUGGGGUAUUCAUCAAGCAAUAUUUCCAGGAUUCCUCCUCAUUUUCUUUUUACAGAUGCUUACCUUCAGGAUGGAAGGUCCUACUGUUUUCAGGAAUAACAACUAUUAUUUCUGAGAGGAUAUUUCUGGACAGGGAGAAUUUCUGGCCGACUUUCUUUGUUCAUUUCUCCAUUGGGGUCGCUUGCUUCUGCAUGUCGUCGUUUGUCAUAUAUCACCGCGAGAGAUCCUUCAUCAACAGAAUUAUCCGCUUCCGCGAUCACUCGGACUAAGAAAACAGACUUUUCAUGAUCCAUCUAAGCGUGUAGUGAAUAUUUAUUUGCCACUAAUCUGAUUGACAACUUCGUACAUGCGUAUCUGGGUAUGAGGAUUACCGAUUACAAUGCAGAAAAAACAACAGGAUGGGGAUUAAAGAUACCUAUGGAAGGUAACUGUAAGCACCUACUGAUAUAUCUAUGUAAUUUUUUGAGUAUGCAUUAAUGAGAAAGAAAUAGGUGCUGGAUUAUAGACAAAUGCACAAGGGAGAACCCAUUUAGUGGGAAUUUUUAGAGAAUUUAUACCAGAAAGAUUUCAUUACAUUUCAUAUGUGGGAACUUUCAAAGCAGGGAUAUUAUAAUGUAAAUCUCCUUAUAAGAACUAGAAUUACUGCAAUAUCUCUUUUA
Messenger RNA from Prunus dulcis (almond), 2534 nucleotides. RefSeq names its product protein RFT1 homolog. Gene Ontology annotation, biological process: dolichol-linked oligosaccharide biosynthetic process; glycolipid translocation. Gene Ontology annotation, cellular component: endoplasmic reticulum membrane. The transcript has 14 exons. Lineage: Eukaryota; Viridiplantae; Streptophyta; Magnoliopsida; Rosales; Rosaceae. The coding region runs from base 558 to 2144 and encodes 528 amino acids. The record is from RefSeq and is a predicted model, not a curated record.